Molecule: messenger RNA, 507 nt
Organism: Rotaria socialis
Lineage: Eukaryota; Metazoa; Rotifera; Eurotatoria; Philodinida; Philodinidae
Source: the annotation of a GenBank genome assembly
AUGCGCUUCAUAACAGUAUUAAUUCUCGUUGCUUUGACGUUACUACAUCAAGUCAGUAGUUCAACAGAUCAACUUCCUAGUGUUAUACAACUGAUAAAUAAAGAUGAGCGAUUUACAAUCUUGGCCUUGGCACUGCAAGCUAUUGGUGUUACUGAAGCAGAUGAUGUGGAAGGUCCCUAUACUUUCUUUGCUCCAAAUGAUGCAGCGUUCAAUGCGGUACCACGAGAUGUGGUUGAACAUUUUUCAGAUCCGAAAAAUGUAGAAGAACUUGGUGCACUCCUUUCAUACCAUGUCAUCCCUGAAAAAGCAAUGACUGCAGCUCAAAUACAAGCCUUGAGUUUACCAACACAAUUGAAGACUUUGAUUGACGAUUCUGUUACAGUGAGCAGGGACAAUAAUCAGAUUAAAGUCAAUGAUGCAACAGUGAUUGCAAGUGAUAUUAUCGCUAAAAACGGUAUUAUUCAUGUCAUCGACAAAGUUUUGAUACCAAAAGCGAAAACUGAUUAA